GCAGCCAAUCGGAGUCCGCCGGCUCCUGGCGCGAAGGCAGCGGCGCGCGGCGCGGGCUGCGGCGGCGGCGGCUGCGCGGGGCUGUGGUCGUUGGUGCCGCCAGCUGCGGGCCUGCGGGCGAGGAUCAUGGCUGCUGUUCCUCUAAAUAAUCUACAGGAGCAACUGGAGCGUCAUUCAGCCAGAAAACUUAAUAAUAAAUUAAGUCUUUCAAAACCAAAAUCUUCAGGUUUCACUUUUAAAAAGAAAAUAUCUUCAGCCAAUGAUGUGUCUGUAACUAGUGUGUCAGUAGCAAAAACACCGGUGUUGAGUGAUAAAGAUGUUAAUGUUACUGAGGCCCGUUCCUUCACUGAACCUUUACCGCCUCCCCCAAAUCAGCAGACAAGUAUCAGUGACUUUAAAAAAGCUCCAGGAGGACAGCAAACCAAGAGAAUUGGUUCAAAACCGUUACUGCCAGAUUUGUUGCAGUUUCCUCAGGAAGUUUUAUGUACUACCCAGAAGACAUCAGUUGUAAAGAAAUCUCGUGAUGCUACUUUCAAGAAAUUAGAAUUUAGUUCUUCAUCAGAUUCUUUUAUUACCAUCAAUGACUGGGAUGAUAUGGAUGACUUUGAUACUUCUGGAAGUUCAAAAGCAUUUGUUACACCAUCCAGAAAUCACUCUGUAAGAGUGAGCACUGCUCAGAAAUGUAAAAAGUCCAAGAGAACCUUUUUGAAAGCGCAGCUUCCUAAAGCAAAUUCAGUAAAGGCUGAUUUGACUCCUUCCUCCUCUGAAAUCGAGCAAGUAGAUUUGACUAAGAAACAGGAUGACUCAGAAUGGUUAAGUAGUGAUGUGAUUUGCAUUGAUGAUGGCCCCAAUUCCAAAGAGCUUAUAAAUGAAGAUAUGCAGGAAAGUCAUUCUUUGGGAGAGGAAAGAGAUAGUGGUGAAAAGAAGAAAAACUUGGAAGAAAAGGAAUUACAUUCAAUUGAGAAAUCUCCAUGUGUUGAGUUUGAUGAAGAUGUUUAUGACAUGGAUUUUGUUCCACCUUCUCCAGAAGAAGGAAUGAUUUCUGGCUCUUCUUCCUCUUUAAAAUGCCUUAGUGUGUUAAAGGACCUUGACACCCCUGACAGAAAAGAUGGUCUUAGCACAUCAGAGGACUUGUCAAAAGCUGAGAAAAUGACUGUACAGCAGCCUCAUCAAGAAACGAGCACAGACUGUGACGUUAGACAGAUAAGUUUACAGCAGCAGCUUAUUCACGUGAUGGACCAUAUCUGUAAAUUGGUUGAUACGAUUCCUGAUGCUGAACUGAAAGCUUUGAAUUGUGGGAACGAACUGCUUCAGCAGCGCAACAUAAGAAGGAAACUCCUAGCUGAAGUGGAUUUUAACACAAGUGAUGCCGGUGUUCUUGGCUCGACGUGGAGAGGCAGGCCUGAUUCCCUCGGUAGCCCUGUGGAGGAUGUGGCAUCUGCCUCCUCGCCUUAUGCGUUGCCAAAGGCUGGUUCCUGUCCCACAGAGAAUUCUGUUGAGUUCAAUUUUCCACACCUUCCCUCAAAUUCCAUUUCUGCUGGAGAAUGUUUACUGACUACUACCCCAGGAAAGACAGGAUUCUCAGCCACCACGAAGAAUCUCUUUGAAAGACCAUUAUUCAAUUCCCAUUUACAGAAGUCUUUUGUAAGCAGCAACUGGGCUGAAACACCAAGGAUAGAAAAAAGAAAUGAAAGCUCCUAUUUUCCAGGAAACGUUCUCACAAGCACUGCUGUGAAAGAUCAGAAUAAACACACUGCUUCAGUAAAUGACUUAGAAAGAGAAAUCCAGGCCUCCCGUGAAAUCGAUAAUUUUGACAUAGAUGACUUUGAUGAUGAUGAUGACUGGGAAAAUAUAGUGCAUAAUUUAGCAGCCAGCAAAUCUUCCACAGCUGCCUAUCAACCUGUUAAGGAAGGUGGGCCAGUUAAAUCAGUAUCAGAAAGAAUUUCUUCAGCCAAGACAAGCUGUCUUCCAGUGGCAUCUACUGCUCAAAAUAAAAACUUCUCAGAGUCAAUUCAGAAUUGCACUGUCAAGUCGGCGCAAAAUUUAGCAUCCGGAAAUCUGAAACAUGAGCGUUUCCAAAGUCUUAGUUUUCCUCAUACAAAAGAAAUGAUGAAGAUUUUUCAUAAAAAAUUUGGCCUGCAUCAUUUUAGAACUAAUCAGCUAGAGGCCAUCAACGCUGCACUGCUUGGUGAAGACUGUUUUAUCUUAAUGCCCACUGGAGGUGGUAAGAGUUUGUGUUACCAGCUCCCCGCCUGUGUUUCUCCUGGGGUCACUAUUGUCAUCUCUCCCUUGAGAUCACUUAUAGUAGAUCAAGUCCAAAAGCUGACUUCCUUGGAUAUUCCAGCUACGUAUCUAACAGGUGAUAAGACCGACUCAGAAGCUACAAGUAUUUACCUUCAAUUAUCAAAAAAAGACCCAAUUAUAAAACUUCUAUAUGUUACUCCAGAGAAGGUCUGUGCAAGUAACAGACUGAUUACUACUUUGGAGAAUCUGUAUGAGAGGAAGCUCUUGGCACGUUUUGUUAUUGAUGAGGCACAUUGUGUCAGCCAGUGGGGACAUGAUUUUCGUCAAGAUUACAAAAGGAUGAAUAUGCUUCGCCAGAAGUUUCCCUCUGUUCCGGUGAUGGCUCUUACUGCCACAGCUAAUCCCAGGGUACAGAAGGACAUCCUCACUCAGCUGAAGAUUCUCAGUCCUCAGGUGUUUAGCAUGAGCUUUAACAGACAUAACCUGAAGUACUAUGUAUUACCGAAAAAGCCUAAAAAGGUGGCAUUUGAUUGCUUAGAAUGGAUCAGAAAGCAUCACCCACAUGACUCAGGGAUAAUUUACUGCCUCUCCAGGCGAGAAUGUGACACAAUGGCUGACACAUUACAGAAGGAUGGUCUCGCUGCUCUUGCUUAUCAUGCUGGUCUCAGUGACUCUGCCAGAGACGCAGUACAGCACAAGUGGAUUAAUCAGGAUGGAUGCCAGGUUAUCUGUGCAACAAUUGCCUUCGGAAUGGGGAUUGACAAACCCGAUGUGCGAUUUGUGAUCCACGCAUCUCUCCCUAAAUCCGUGGAGGGUUACUACCAAGAAUCUGGCAGAGCUGGAAGAGAUGGAGAGAUAUCUCACUGCCUGCUUUUCUAUACCUACCAUGAUGUGACCAGGCUGAAGAGACUUAUACUGAUGGAAAAAGAUGGAAACCAUCAUACAAAAGAGACUCACUUCAAUAAUUUAUAUAGUAUGGUACAUUACUGUGAAAAUAUAGCAGAAUGCAGGAGAAUACAGCUUUUGGCUUACUUUGGUGAACAUGGAUUUAAUCCUGAUUUUUGUAAGAAAUACCCAGAUGUUUCUUGUGAUAACUGCUGUAAAACAAAGGAUUAUAAGACAAGAGAUGUGACUGAGGACGUAAAAAAUAUUGUGAGAUUUGUUCAGGAACAUAGUUCAUCACAAGGAAUGAGAAAUAUAAAACAUUUAGGUCCUUCUGGGAGAUUUACUAUGAAUAUGCUGGUCGACAUUUUCUUGGGGAGCAAGAGUGCGAAAAUCCAGUCGGGGAUAUUUGCAAAGGGGUCUGCUUAUUCCCGACACAACGCCGAAAGACUUUUCAAAAAGCUGAUACUGGACAAGAUCUUGGAUGAAGAUUUGUAUAUCAAUGCCAAUGACCAACCGAUUGCCUAUGUGAUGCCUGGAAAUAAAGCCCAAACUGUCCUAAAUGGGCAUUUAAAGGUAGAUUUCAUGGAAACAGAAAAUUACAGCAGUGUGAAAAAGCAAAAAGCAUUAGUGGCCAAGGUGUCUCAGAGGGAAGAGAUGGUUAAGAAGUGUCUGGGAGAGCUUACAGAGGUCUGCAAGGCUCUGGGGAAGGUGUUUGGCGUCCAUUACUUUAAUAUUUUCAACACCGUCACUCUCAAGAAGCUUGCAGAAUCUUUGUCUUCUGAUCCUGAGAUUUUACUUCAAAUUGAUGGUGUUACUGAAGACAAACUGGAAAAAUAUGGUGCAGAAGUGAUUCCAAUAUUACAGAAAUACUCGGAGUGGACUUUGCCAGCUGAGGACAAUUCCCCACGGAUAAGCCCAUCCAGCAGCAGAGGCACCGGAAGAAAUGCCCCUGAGGAGUUCGAUGAGGAAACACCCAUAUCUUCUCACUACUUUGCAAAUAAAACCAAAAAUGAAAGGAAGAGGAAAAGGAUCUCAGCCUCCCAAAGGUCUAAGAGGAGAAAAACUGGUUUCAGUGGCUCCAAGACGAAAGGGGGGUCCACCGCGUCCAGAAAGCUAUCUUCUAAAACUAAAUCCUCCAGCAUCACUGGACCCAGUUUGCAUGGCUCUCAAGCAGCAUCAGGAGCCACUAGGAAAUUGGGGAUUAUGGCUCCCCCGAAGCCUGUAAACAGACCGUUCCUCAAGCCUUCGUAUGCGCUUUCCUGACAGCCAUUCCUCGGUGUGCGGAGACGCUACUUCCAUCAGCCUCUGGCCAUCUGUGAAUAUAGAACUGUUGCUUUUGUUAUACCAUUUGUAAUUUUUACCCAUAUCUAUUAAUAUUUAAAUAAAUGCUUAGGGUGACAGUUCUUAUUUUUAAAAUAAACAUUUCUUUU
Equus quagga is the source of this 4559-nucleotide messenger RNA. It is a transcript of the gene BLM, whose product is annotated as BLM RecQ like helicase. Gene Ontology annotation, cellular component: cytoplasm; nucleus; chromosome. Gene Ontology annotation, biological process: DNA replication; double-strand break repair via homologous recombination; telomere maintenance. The transcript is spliced from 22 exons. Gene Ontology annotation, molecular function: DNA binding; hydrolase activity, acting on acid anhydrides, in phosphorus-containing anhydrides; ATP binding. NCBI's taxonomy places the organism in Eukaryota, Metazoa, Chordata, Mammalia, Perissodactyla, Equidae. The record is from RefSeq and is a predicted model, not a curated record. The coding region runs from base 127 to 4392 and encodes 1421 amino acids.